AUGGAAGGUUUAGGUGCGGCGGCGAGCGUUAUUGCGGUUCUCCAGAUUACCACGCAGGUGGCAUCGUUAGCAUACGUAUACGGGUACACCACGGGUGUCAAACGGGCCCCAACAAAUCUCCAAGGGCUCAUUGACGAGUUGAAAUCUCUAGUCAAAAUCCUCAGCUCUUUACAAAGCACCGCACAACAUUCAAGUUCAGCUGUUCUGGGUCAAUUAUUCACCCCACUCCUAAACUACAGCAUGGAGAUGAAGAGUUUGAAUGACAAGUUGGAGGCAAAACAGAAGAAACUGCAAUCGAGUUGGUGGGGUGCCUCGUUCACUUCUUUCUUGAGAAUAAUUGAGGAUACCACGCGAGAGACAAAUGUAACUAUGAAAGCUCGGAGAAAGCCAAACACAGGCCAUUGGAUUCUUAAGUCUCCGAAGGUACAAGAGUGGCGAAGAGGUUCUGGUUUACUUUGGGGCUAUGGCAUUCAUGGUGCUGGAAAGACAUUUUUGAGUUCUCUUUUGAUUGAUAGUCUAAGAGCUGAGGCAAAGAGAAAAGGAUACAGCGUAGCGCAUAUCUACUUCAAUUAUAAGGAGCAAUAA
Morchella importuna is the source of this 585-nucleotide messenger RNA. RefSeq lists its product as uncharacterized. The record is from RefSeq and is a predicted model, not a curated record. The transcript is spliced from 6 exons. The coding region runs from base 1 to 585 and encodes 194 amino acids. Lineage: Eukaryota; Fungi; Ascomycota; Pezizomycetes; Pezizales; Morchellaceae.